UAAGCAUGGAGUGAAAGUGAAAGAAGAGCCGAUACCAGUCUCCAGAACUGACUUCCAGUCGUAAUCCAAACAGUUUGGAAGGUGUUUUUGUCUGUGCUUCAACCACGUGUUUAUUCGAGCCACAGCUAUGGGUUGUGCCGUCGUCGAAGCUUAGGAUGCUGUGAUGCCGCCUAUGCUUUCAUUGGCAGGGGGCAUCGGAGGCUCGACAUGGGUGACCCUGUCUAUGUUCCCCCUCAUUAUUAUGGCCCUCACCUACUUCAGAUACAACAAUGUCGACCCUGAGUCAAGGCCCAUCAAUGUCAGACAGGUAUUUCCGGAGUAUGACUUCGUGGUCGUUGGAGGCGGAUCUGCCGGAGCAGUAGUUGCUAAUCGAUUAUCGGAGGUGAAAAAUUGGACAGUUCUACUAUUAGAGGCUGGAGGAGAUGAGACCGAGAUAUCUGAUGUUCCUUCAUUGGCUGGGUAUUUGCAGCUAACUGACUUGGACUGGCAAUACAAGACAUCCCCACCACCAGAAGAAACGGCCUACUGCCUGGCUAUGAAUGAAAAUAAGUGCUUCUGGCCAAGAGGAAAAGUGCUGGGUGGAUCAAGUGUAUUGAAUGCCAUGAUUUAUGUUAGAGGAAAUAAGAACGAUUAUGAUCAGUGGGAAUCUUUGGGCAACCCUGGUUGGAGCUACGAUAAUGUUUUGCCAUAUUUUAAAAAGUCAGAGGACAAUCGUAACCCCUAUCUAGUUAAUACUCCUUAUCACAGUGCAGGCGGGUAUCUAACAGUUCAAGAAUCUCCAUGGAAAUCACCAAUGGCUGUGGCAUUCGUCAAAGCUGGUGAAGAACUCGGUUACACAAAUACAGAUAUCAACGGCGAGAAUCAAACGGGCUUCAUGAUUGCUCAAGGGACAAUUCGUCGAGGUUCUAGAUGUAGUACAGCCAAAGCUUUCCUUCGACCAGUUCGAUUGAGAAAGAACUUACAUGUUGCCAUGAAUAGUCAAGUAAUUAAAGUUAUGUUGAAUACUGAUAAUGAUAAACCAAUGGCUACUGGUGUACAGUUUAUUCGGGAUGGGAGAAAACAAACAGUGCGUGCAAGAAGAGAAGUUAUCUUGUCUUCAGGUGCAAUUAACUCUCCUCAACUACUUAUGCUCUCUGGAAUUGGUCCUAAAGACCAUCUUGAUGAGCUAGGUAUUCCUGUGGUACAGGAUCUCAAAGUAGGAUACAACUUGCAGGAUCAUGUAGGAUUGGGAGGAUUGACUUUCAUUAUUGAUGACCCAAUCACAUUCAAAAAAUCAAGAUUCCAAACUAUCUCUGUAGCUUUAGAGUAUAUUUUGAAUGAGCAGGGACCCAUGACUUCUUUAGGUGGUGUUGAAGGUUUAGCUUUUGUCAACACAAAAUAUAACAACAAAAGGAGUGAUUGGCCCGAUAUCCAGUUCCACUUCGCUCCCAGUUCUGUAAACUCUGACGGUGGCGAACAAAUUAGAAGGAUAUUGAAUUUGAGAGAUAGAGUCUACAAUGUCAUGUACAAGCCACUUGUCAACGCUGAGACUUGGACCAUUCUCCCUCUGUUACUGCGACCGAAAAGCACAGGACGAGUUCGAUUGAAGAGUAAUAACCCUCUCGCAAAACCAAUAAUCGAGCCCAGAUAUUUCACACAUCGGGAGGAUAUUGACACUCUUAUCGAAGGUAUUCGGAUAGCGUUGAAUGUCUCAGCAACAAAGCCAUUUCAAAAGUUCAAUUCGCGACCUCUUACCGUACAAAUGCCUGGUUGCCAGAAACAUCCAUUCGACACAGAUGAGUACUGGGAAUGUGCUUUGAGACACUUCACAUUCACCAUUUACCAUCCUACAAGUACUUGUAAAAUGGGUGUUGAUCCCGAAGCUGUAGUUGAUCCUAGUCUAAAAGUGCACGGAGUGGAUAGUCUUAGAGUAAUCGAUGCUAGUAUAAUGCCGACUAUUGUCAGUGGCAACCCAAAUGCUCCCACUAUUAUGAUAGGUGAAAAGGGAGCCGAUUUAAUUAAAAAAGACUGGUUGUAAGUUAUUGAUUUGCUGUGUGAAUUGCAUGAUAGCCUAGGCCUAUAUCAUCUAAAUAAUCAAAAUAUCCCAUUCAAUUUCUACAAUUCUUGGGUGGCUCGUUGGAUUACGUGAUAACGCAUCGGUCUAAUAAUCAAGAGAACCCGAGUUCGAAUCUCAGCCGGGACAAAAGUUUUUGACCACAGCACAAUCACAUGGAUACGGCCACCCCGACGAUAAGCUGUCUGUACCGAUUACCUAAAAAGUAAUCGUCAUCUCUCAUUUCUCUAACUCAUUAUCACCAGUGCGGUGCGGGCCCGGACCGGAAAAUCGACCUGGACGGACCCGGAAGGCCCUUUCACACCAGACGCCCGGAUCCGGGCCAAAAUUAAAAUUAAAUUUACAAAUUUUUCAGUCUGUGUUCAGGAGUCACAAAGUCUGCAUGUGAAAGGAAUGAAAGAAAAUGUGAUCCAAUAUAGGUUGUUUAUACUUGUAAAAUCACAAUGAUUACCGGUACUUGCUGUUGAGAAAAUUGAUAAAAAAUAAUACUAGAGGGCCCGUGUUGUUCUGCGGUACUGAAUUGAUCAGUUCAUUCAAAAUUAUUUUGUCAAUAAAACAAAAUUGAUCAUAAUUUUGAAAUUGAUCAUAAUAAAUUACGCUAUUUAAAAAAAAUACCUAUUUGCAUUGCAAGCGAUUUCUACCAAUAGCUUGUAAUGCAUGAGAUUGUACUGUAUCAAGUAUGCGCAUUCUCAGACAGCUGUAGCAAGUGGCUGGAAAUAAUUAAUCCAUAAAAGUUAACAUUGCUUAUUUAAAAAUCAUGUUGGAUGGACUUCUGUCCGUAAUUAUAAUAAAAAUAAUCUUGACGUACUGCAAUCAAUAUUGCAAAAAAAUGUAUUCACAAUUCUCAAUGGCGCUAACUAAAUGGAAAUUACUAAACUGUGAUGAAGUUCACAGAAUAAUCAGUACAGUAAUACUGACUCUCCAUUGUUUGACAAUAUUUUUGAUCAAGUGCAAAAUUAACAUAAUGUAUCUGCACCAAUUAUUGUACACUCAGUAUAGCAAAUUAUAAAUGACUCUUUAUAGUGGUGGUAUGAAUUUCUGCUUGAAAGAAUCGUGAUGGUAGUUUACAGAACUUGCUUUUUGCAACUCCAAACAAUAUCCUCCAAAGAGGAAAUCAAACAAAAAACAAUUGAAGAGUACCAAUUUGAUUGAAACUGGUCAAUUAAAUAUCCACUCUCUUUGAAAAAUUUUUCCAAACAAAUAGAUCGUACUGGAAAGCUGUAAAUUGUCGAAUUACAGUCUCCAAUGAUAUUAUCGAAAUGAAACUCAAGCAAGAAUUAAUGUGACUGAUAUCAUGGAUAAAUCAUAUGAUAUCACAAAUAAUUCAACACUGUUGUAUAAAAUGUAUAAAAUAUGUGAUUCAUAUCCGGGUGAAACCAGUCCUUAUCGCACAGGUCUGAACACGUACAUAAGAGUCAAUGUAUAAAACAAUAGCCAUAGGGCCCGCAUUGAAAGUUUGGCACAUGCGGGUGAUUUUCGCGCCCGGAAGAAGUUUUGGUUUGUCCGGGCGCACCCGCUAUGGUGUGAAUAGCCUCAUAAGAUUCAUUAGCCAAAACAUUUUCAUCCGAUCCGAUCCGGGCCCGCACCCCACUGGUGUGAAAGAAGAGCUUAUCCGUGGGCAUUACCCUCAGUAUUAAAUUAAAUUAAACAAUACUUCUAAAAUAUAAUCAAAACAUAACAAAUCAUGUACGAAAACUGUAAGAAAAUUAUCAAAAAAUAAUAAGAGUAGCCUUUCUUUACAGCACUUUCAUGUUGUACCAUAUUCAUAAUGUGUAGGACACACCAAUCAAAAAAUUCAUUCACAACAGAAUCAAAAGAAAAAUGUUUAUUAAGAAGUUUUUCAUACUUGAUAUACACUUCCAUGAAAUAUAUCUAACAUUAUCUUGAAUGUCAUAAAAAUAUGUAAUGGUUUAUCAUAAUUUAUCACUGUUGCAUUUUUUAUACGUUUCUAUUUAAAUGCCAGUUCAUUUGGCAAUAAUCAAUCAAAAAUGAGUGCUGAUCGAUUUAUUAAAAAAAAAAAUGUUUUUCAAUAUUUUCAAAAAUCUCUAGUGGAGGUAUACAUUACAAUUCGACGCAAUCUAUUAGUUCUCAUUAUCCAUUUUUCAAAGUAUUUACUAGUUUUAUAUGCAUCAGCAUUAGAAUAUUCGUGCAAUAAUAGAUUAUACAUUUUCAUAUAAGGUAAUAGUAAAAUUCAGUUAUUCCACUACACUCAUUUUUACAUAAUAUAAAGUAUCUACUUUAGUGAUGAAAUUAUAGCCUAUUAUUACUUUAACCUAUGAUUUAGGCCUACUGAAUAUUUUAUAUUGUAGUAACAAAGGAGCUCUCUCUGGAAAUCAAAAAUUGAAUGCCAUAGGAUGAAAAUCAUAGCCUGAUCAAAAUGACGUUUUUCCUCACUUGUGUGCCAUUAAUAAUUUUAUUCUCUCUAGAAUGUUGAAAAAUGUCAAUCAAUGUCUAUAAAUACAAAAAAUGUGAAUCUAUUAUGAAUAUAAAAAAAUCAAUUCCUUCAAUCCUGUUAAUUCUCUCCAUAUCAUUGACUUGAUUUUAUUGUUAUAAAUUAAUAAACAAGUUAUAAAUAAAACAUUCAAGAGAAUGAAUUAAAAUUGAAGAUUAAAAUUGUACCAGGCAUUGGAAAUAACAUAUUAUUAUGGUUUACUAUCUGCUUCAAUAUUUUUCAAUUCACUUCAUCUUCAAAUGAAGAAAUGAAAAAAAAUUGUGAGGUUAUUAUUAUUAUCAAUAAAAUUUGUAUUUAGUAAAAUUGUUCUUAGCUCAGAAAAACAGUUUCGGUGCCAAAACUGGUGAUUCUAAAAAGUUUUUCUUUUGUGAGAAUACAUCAAUAUGCACAGAGGAAGAGGGAUUUAACAGUAAAAUAUGAAAAUAGAUAUGGUGAGAUUUAAAUAUAAAUUUAGGCUUACUAAUUGACUGAAAACUAAUUGUCUGAUUGCCAACUGACUAUUAUCAUGAAUAAUGACUUUUAUUAAACAUAAGCUAUUGUAGCUUUCCAUUUCCUUUAAGCUCAAUGUUUCAUUUACCAUGUGGAAAAAUAUCAAUUCCAUUGAUUAACAAAUGAAUUUCUCCAAUGACUGUUCAAAUUAAUGAUCAAAACUUUAUUUUUAAUUGUAUGUUGUAUAUGGAAAAUUGAAAAUAUUAAUUCAUUUUGUAGAAGUUGCAACGUUCCUCAGACAAAUAUAUAUUAUAUCGUAUGAUAACACUUAUAUUGGCACGAAGUCUUAAUAAUACUCAACUAACUGUAUCGCCAUAAAUUCAUUAUUCGACAAUAAGUUUAAAAAAAGAAGAUGGAUCAAUGUGUGAUAUUGUUUGAAAACCUCUAAAUACUGUAGACAAUAUAACCACUUCUUAGUUCAGGGGAUUCCUAACAUCAAAAAUGAGUUGAAUUCGAAGGUAUAAAACAAUUCCCCGAAGUUAACUCUCAAAAAAUCAAAAUAUAAUGAAUUUAUUGCAAUGUUAUCGUUGAAUAUUUACAUUUAACAAUAUAUUCUGAGUUUUAAAUUAUAUUGAAUACUAUAGCUUGAUUGAAUACGAGUCUAAACGAAUUUAUAUAUUUCAUCCAACUCACAGUUUUAAUAAAUAGCCUAAUCAUCCUCAUUAAUUCUAUUCAUUCUUACCAAUCAAUAUUCAGUUGAAAAUUCAACUCUUUUGCAAUGAAGAUCUCCUGUGUCGAUUCUCCAUUAUUGUCAGAUAGCGAUUAAUAUGCUCGGCUCUAAUUGGAUAUAUCAAUAACAUUAGUGUAUGAAUGAAUAAUAUAAUCACAUCAUAUCUGAAUUAUUCUCAAUGGAUCCUCAUGCUAACGGUACCUAAUAGAUAAUUUGAUGUAUGUUUCGAAAGAAAUGUUGCUUUAAUGAAUCUCUUUAUUUUUUCUCAAUACGGUAUACUUCUCCAGUCACAUCCUCCUUCAAGCAUUCGUGAAGCACAAUAUGAACAAGUUAAAAAUCAUUGUUUCACUGAAUCCAAUCCUAUCUGGAACAAAUAGUUACAUGAAACUACUACUGUACAACUGUUUUAGCUUCUUAAAUGUGUAUUAUCAUCGUAUUAUUAUUAUUGAAGUGUUUCAUGAAUUCAAUGUAGGUAUUAAAAAAUGUGAACGCGAGUGCUGUGUACUUGUGACAUAAUCAUUUGUGUGUGUAUAUAUAUAAUAAGUAUUUAUAACAGAUAAACUAUCUGGCUUUGAUGUAAAAUAUUCACGUUUGUAGUAAGUAGAUAGCCUUUAUUAAAAGCUCUCAUGAUUUCUUAAAAACAACUUUGUUAAAUCUGCAUCAAAUAUCCAUGACUAAAAUGAUCUGAUUGUUGAAAUUUUUAAUAUUAUUAGGUACUAAAAUGACAUUUUUGAAAAAACUGUUUACAGAUACAAGAGUGUAAUAAAUGAAAUAAAUUUAUUUUGAUUCAUUUUUGUGAACUUAAUAUUGAAUAAAACCAAAAAUGUAUUGAGUUUGUAUAUAAAAUUCAUUUAUUGAAAAAUAAUCAUCGUAUUUGUUAGUAUUUACAUUAUCAUAAUAUAUGGUGAAAAUUAAAAUUCAAGGAUAAGAAAAAUCGAUUGUUCUGUAAUAAACUCAUAAUUUU
Nilaparvata lugens (brown planthopper) is the source of this 6628-nucleotide messenger RNA. Its product is annotated as glucose dehydrogenase [FAD, quinone]-like. The coding region runs from base 164 to 2017 and encodes 617 amino acids. The record is from RefSeq and is a predicted model, not a curated record. Lineage: Eukaryota; Metazoa; Arthropoda; Insecta; Hemiptera; Delphacidae. The transcript has 4 exons. Gene Ontology annotation, molecular function: oxidoreductase activity, acting on CH-OH group of donors; flavin adenine dinucleotide binding.